AAUUCAAUUUUUUUUCAGCAAGUCUAUUUAAAUUCUAAUCAAGUUUAUUUUUCAAAGCUCUUACACUUGGCAAGCUGUUUGAACACGUCGUUACAAGCAUCAAGAGUGUGAGCGAAACUUGUCUUUUUUUUUGGUUAACCCUACAUUCAAACAGCAGGCGAUUGUUUGUUAAUGAGGCGUAGUGAAAGGAUCGCCGAUAAAGUUCGUAUUGACUACAAAUCAUUACAUGCUACUGGAGCUAUAAAUCAAAUUUCUUCUGAAGUUCAAGAUACUCCAGUAGAUGGAAAAAUUGUAGUAAUGGCAUCCGAAGACACUAGUAUCAGCAAAAACUCAGACCCAGUUAUUCAACUAUCAAUCGAUGAAUCAAUACUAGCUGAUGACAUUGACGAUUUUGUGGAUGAAAACCAGUCAGGAUAUUAUGGCGAAUCAAUUGAAGAUAUAGAUUCGAAUAUCAAGCAAAUGGAAAAUUUACGCACCCAGUAUAGGCGAAAACACAGGGAGCUAUCAGCAAACUUAAAGGAACUUUACGAAGGAACGUAUGGUAAAUCAUAUACUCUCAAAAUCGAAAGCAUGAAGAGUUUCGUUAUGAUGAAGAGAGAGCGUCGACAGAGAUUACGAGAAAGACAAAAUCUUGGCGACAUAGAAUCAUCAGAAAGAAAAAUGAAAUUCCUUGUCAAUGAAAUCAUUCAGUUAAUUUCGUAUUUACAGGAAUCUUUCACAUCAUCCCUGUCCACCUUGGAUGAUAAGGAAAUCAAAAAGAGAAAAGAGGAUUUGCCGGAGCAGUUAAGUCAGAUGGAAACAUUAAGAAAAUCCUUUAAAGAAAUGAUCGAAACCGCGAAAGGGAAGGAUGAAGGUAAUUUAGAUGAUCUAAAUAAAAGGUAUGACAAACUUGUUGAUCUCAAAAACUGUUACAUCAAAACCCUUGAUCAGGAAUAUCAGGAUAGGGAACUUUCAAAAGUGGAGAAGUUUAACUCAUCAACUUUGAAUAUAAAAUUACCUAUAUUUAAAGGUUAUGGCAGUGUUUGUGAUAUAUAUACAUUUCAAACUGACUUCAGGGAAAAUUACUGCUUCUUUAAAUAUGAUGUUUUUUUUUUAUCAAGAUUCCAACAUCGUUCCCAGAAGGCUUUUUGCUCGCCGUCAUAUAUGCAAAAAGAUACAACAUGUCCUGGGAUCGAGGUUGCCCAGAAUCAAGACUACACACAAAUAACUGCGCCUGCGCGAUUCUUGUGCGUUAUCAAUAUUUUGUCAAGGCUUGGUCACAAUGCUAAACUGCGUUAUUUUGGCUGUGAGCUUUUCAGAACGAAGGUGAAUUUUGGCGACCUGAGCUCUGGGGAGGAGAAUGGUUUUUUACCUGUGUUUCCUGUUUAUCAAAAGACUGAGCAGAGAAUAAAAAGACGGAGACCCACUAGAAAAGACCAAGUGACGUAA
Hydractinia symbiolongicarpus is the source of this 1428-nucleotide messenger RNA. RefSeq lists its product as uncharacterized. The transcript is spliced from 4 exons. Lineage: Eukaryota; Metazoa; Cnidaria; Hydrozoa; Anthoathecata; Hydractiniidae. The record is from RefSeq and is a predicted model, not a curated record. The coding region runs from base 172 to 1428 and encodes 418 amino acids.